AACGAAGCCAGAAGGCUGUGCAUGCAGUACUACUAGACUUCAGUUCCUACGAUAACACAACUCAAACAAAUGCCUGGGCGUUUUCAGUAUGUAUUUGCUUGACUUUUAUAUUCCGAACGCGGUUACUCUGUUUGUUUGUUGCAGAAAUGAUCUUUCUUAAUAUUGCAGUCCCGAGGCAAGCACAUGGCAGAAUGAUUUCAUCAGCAGUGAACAAAUCUCUGCCAAAAUGCGACAUGGUCCAUUGCUUGGGUGCAAUCUGUAGCUUUGUCCUGCUUUUUAAUAAUAAUAACAACAAUUAUACAAGAGGGAGUAUACUUACAUUUUUCAGCAAGCAAUGGAUGUGAGAAAAGGAUGGAUGCCAGCCAGGCGUGGCUUAUUUAAAUCUCCAAUAUGUCAAUGCAAGGGGAGUAUGUAUAUAAACGGCAGUAUCCAUCCGAUAGCCAGACAUUUUCAGUUAUGAAUAGCAACGAACGAAGGUUAGUGAAAAAGGGAUUCUUACAAAGUAUUCAAUCACAACGAAGUCUGUUGUUCUUACGCUCCAGAGACGACUCGUGAAAUUGUAUUUUCUUUCAUUGAUUUGUUACUACUGUGUUGUGUUUGUUUGCACUCCAAAGCAAGCGUGAUUCCUCUUCAAGCGAAGUUUUAAUUUCACCUUUGCGAUGGCGGAGGUAGGGGGCUUUCUCGGAGCGCACGAUUUGGAUUUACACGGAUUUUCUGCCUUUGGGAAUAUUCCUCUGUCCGACUCUCCCGGUGUUUUGAAUGAGAGGCUGGGACAGAUUGAGGGGAAGUUGCAGAGGGGGUCUCCCACGGAUUUCACCCACCUGAAAGGCAUUUUGAGGCGAAGGCAGCUCUACUGUAGAACGGGUUUUCACCUUGAGAUUUUUCCCAAUGCUACCGUGCACGGAACCCGGCAGGACCACAGCAGAUUUGGAAUUCUGGAGUUUAUUAGCUUGGCUGUCGGUCUGGUCAGUAUCCGAGGGGUUGAUGCAGGACUUUACCUGGGGAUGAAUGAGAGGGGAGAGCUCUAUGGGUCGAAGAAGCUAACGGCUGAAUGCGUGUUCCGGGAGCAGUUUGAAGAGAACUGGUACAACACCUACGCGUCCACUCUGUUUAAGCAUUCUGACACGGGGAAAUACUACUAUGUGGCCUUGAAUAAAGACGGAUCACCGAGAGAAGGAUACCGGACUAAAAAACAUCAAAAAUUUACCCAUUUUUUACCAAGGCCUGUGGACCCUGAUAAAAUACCAGUGGCAUAUCGAGACCUGUUCCACUACAGGUGACAUGUGACAUGCCCAGCGAUGCAUAUAGGGGGGUUUCCAGAAUUCCCGAAUUCCCAGUACUAGAUGUUAGAAGACAAGCACUUAAAUUCACCACUACCGUUUCAUAUUUAAUAGUUGAUGUAGAUCUGUGUUGGAGCUCCUCUCAAAUUCUUAUAAAGGAAAAGUCUAAACUGUUACCCACACUGAGAACCUCCAGUAAUGAUAUCACAAUGUGGACAAAAUGCUGCUGCAAAUAAGCUUAAAGCUAUAAUAUAUUUAAAGAAAAAAAAAUGUUUUAAUAAAUUGGAUAAUGAACUGAGGAAGACGCGUGAUGUUCCAGCUCUAGGGAACAUUAUUAAAAAGAUGGUGUACAUAUGGAUGGAACUAUUUAUAAAAUGUACAUUAUAUUUAUUUUAUAUGUAUUAUAUAUAAAAGUAUAUUUAUUUAUUGCAAAGAAUUUAUUUUGUAAUGAACUAUAGAUUCUAAUGAAAUAAGAUCUUAAAGAAAAACAAACAGAUGAAUAAUAAGACAAUAAAAUGGUCCUGUAAUAUCAGGUGCUCGGGUGUUUUUAAUUGGUGUUUUAAU
Acipenser ruthenus (sterlet) is the source of this 1844-nucleotide messenger RNA. Its product is annotated as fibroblast growth factor 16. Gene Ontology annotation, molecular function: fibroblast growth factor receptor binding; growth factor activity. Bases 660 to 1280 code for a protein of 206 amino acids. The transcript has 3 exons. Gene Ontology annotation, biological process: positive regulation of cell population proliferation; positive regulation of protein phosphorylation; cell differentiation. NCBI's taxonomy places the organism in Eukaryota, Metazoa, Chordata, Actinopteri, Acipenseriformes, Acipenseridae. The record is from RefSeq and is a predicted model, not a curated record. Gene Ontology annotation, cellular component: cytoplasm.